GGCGUCUGACGCACCAGCGCAGAAGGAGCAGAGAACUUUAGCUGGUCAAGAUGGCGACCUCGGAGCCGGUAAGGGAGAUUGAGAAAGCACCGGAGACUGAAGAACCCCAAACGGACGCCUCCGCACCGGUGGUUGCAGGUUCUGAGCAGUACAUCAAGCACCCCUUGCAAAACAAGUGGGCUUUGUGGUAUUUCAAAAACGACAAGAGCAAAAGCUGGACAGAGAACUUGCGUCUCAUCGCCAAGUUUGACACCGUGGAGGACUUCUGGGCAUUAUAUAACCAUAUACAGCAACCCAGCAAACUUGGCUUUGGCUGUGAUUACUGCUUAUUCAAGGAUGGCAUUAAGCCUAUGUGGGAGGAUGACAGGAACAAGCUGGGGGGCCGGUGGUUGAUGACCCUAAGUAAACAGCAGAGACACAACGACCUGGACCGCUACUGGAUGGAGACGCUCCUGUGUUUGAUUGGAGAGUCAUUCGACGAGGCCAGUGAAGACGUGUGCGGAGCUGUGGUCAAUGUCAGACCGAAGGGCGAUAAAAUUGCCAUCUGGACUGGCAACUGCCAAAACAGGGAAGCCAUCGUUACGAUAGGGCAACAGUACAAAGAACGACUGAACGUCCCCAGCAAAGCCUUGAUUGGCUACCAGUCACAUGAUGAUACCUCCAGCAAGAGCGGUUCCACCACCAAGAACUUGUAUUCAGUUUGAAGAUGCCCCAUUUCAUCUCGCCGUAGAUUUAAACAAUUACCAAUCCGCAUCAGCACAUUAAUAACUUUUUGAGUUGUAAACUACUGUAGAGUCCUUCCUUUUUACAGAAAAAAAGAGUGAACUGUUAUGUAAAUGAUAUGUUGUGUAAAAAGAACAGCUCCACAACUUAAGGGGAACAAUCCCCAUGCCGCAUAGUCCUUAGGGUACUGAUCAGAGGAGGAAAGUGAAGAGGAGGAUGUGGUCAGUGGAUCUGUUCGAUUUGAACUAGUGAAAGUGAAUGAGUUUUUUUUAGAAGUGGACAGUGUUUCCCCUAGUGUAGCUGAUGAAAAGGCUGUUCAAGGCUUUGUUUGUUGGGAGUGAGGUGGGGAGGGGGGAAAACCCCUUAUGUCGUUUUGUCACUCAGCGUUCUCACUCCUUACUAAAAUAAUUUCUUGCCACCCAGGAUAAUGCGAUACAAGGCAUCCGUUUCACGAACUCCACAAGUUUUAAGGGCAGUUUUAACUAAUUAGUCGGAGGUGUUUGGCAUGACAAAGUAUUGCAGAUACGCCUGCAGAUAGACUACAGUGUCUUAAGUUUGUAAAAGAUUACCUGUGGUCUCACUCCUAAGGGUGGGAUUUGAGGGGGGGGGGGGGGG
Molecule: messenger RNA, 1338 nt
Organism: Hypomesus transpacificus
Lineage: Eukaryota; Metazoa; Chordata; Actinopteri; Osmeriformes; Osmeridae
Gene: eif4e1c
Product: eukaryotic translation initiation factor 4E family member 1c
Exons: 7
Coding region: 51-704 (217 amino acids)
Biological process (GO): translational initiation
Cellular component (GO): eukaryotic translation initiation factor 4F complex; cytoplasm
Molecular function (GO): RNA 7-methylguanosine cap binding; translation initiation factor activity
Source: RefSeq, a predicted model, not a curated record